Molecule: messenger RNA, 6924 nt
Organism: Oryzias latipes (Japanese medaka)
Lineage: Eukaryota; Metazoa; Chordata; Actinopteri; Beloniformes; Adrianichthyidae
Gene: pou2f2a
Product: POU class 2 homeobox 2a
Biological process (GO): regulation of transcription by RNA polymerase II
Cellular component (GO): nucleus
Molecular function (GO): RNA polymerase II cis-regulatory region sequence-specific DNA binding; DNA-binding transcription factor activity, RNA polymerase II-specific
Source: RefSeq, a predicted model, not a curated record
AAAAAAAAGCAACGGCCACCAGGUCGACAGAGGACCAUGUUUGUCCCCCUGCCGGUGCCCUUCGUCUUUCAGAGAACAGCGUCCGACUUCAGCGCCUGGAGACUCAAGUCCUCGCUGGCUCCGCGGUCCAGCCCCGAUAUCAAGAUGGCCAAAGCAUCAGGGGAGGAGAAGCCUGGAGUGGACUACCCAGGGGAUAGUUCAGACUCUGACAGAAACAGCCCUGAUGAGCAGGUUCAGACGAUAAAAUCCAGCCCCUACAGCCUCUCGCCCUCAACUGGCACCAAGGGAAAGAGUGAAGAGAGAUCUGAGAUGACGCACAGCAUCGCUCCUCCCGUGCCUCCCUCCCAGCAGCAUCAGCAGCAGCAGCAGCACCAGCAGCAGCAGCAGCAGGCUCAGCACCACCACACCCAGCUGAUGCUCGCUGGCAGUCAGCUAGCAGGGCUUGCCGCUCUCCUUCCGGCCCAGCAGCAGCUGCUCCUUCAACAGGCUCAGGCUCAGCUUCUAGCAGCGGCCGUUCAGCAGUCCAACGCCGCCCAUGCCGCUCAUGCUGCCCAAGCCGCUGCACAGCAGCAAGCCAACCAGCAGCAGCAGAACCAAACGCAAUCCCAGCAGCAGCAGCCGACCAAACAGGAACAAGCAGUGCAGGCCGCCCCUCCACAGCUGGCCCUCUCACAGCCGAUCCAGCUCACAGCACAGGACAUCCAGCAGCUGCUGCAGCUCCAGCAGCUGGUUUUGAUGCCUGGUCAUCCCCUCCAGUCUCCUGCCCAGUUCCUCCUGUCGCAGCCAACGCAGGCUCAGCAGCAACAGCAGGGUUUGCUUUCAACUCCCAAUCUGAUCCAGCUACCUCAGCAAAGCGCCGGGGGACUGAUAACAACCCCCCCUCGAAUGGGACUCCAAGCACAGAGAGAUAAGAUCAGCGAUGUGGGCAGCAGCGGCAGCAGCGGGAGCGCUGCACUUCCUGGCGGAAGCAGCAGCGUUGUGACAUCUGCUGGAGCCACCUCUGCCUCCAGCAGUGCCAUGGCCGCCUCCUUAUCCUCCAGCCUGACCCCAGCAGGUCAGGGGGCCCACAUGGGUGAAGAGCCCAGCGACCUAGAGGAGCUGGAGCAGUUCGCCCGGACCUUCAAACAACGACGCAUAAAGCUGGGAUUCACGCAGGGUGACGUUGGCGUGGCCAUGGGGAAGCUGUAUGGCAACGACUUCAGCCAGACCACCAUCUCCCGUUUUGAAGCUCUCAACCUGAGCUUUAAGAACAUGUGCAAGCUGAAGCCGCUGCUGGAGAAAUGGCUGAGUGACGCAGAAACGAUGGCCGUGGACAGCAUGCUGCCAAGUCCCUCCUCCCUCUCCUCUCCCUUGAUGGGCAUGGAGGGUCUGCCAGGACGGCGCCGGAAGAAACGCACCAGCAUCGAGACCAAUGUCCGAGUGAUCCUAGAGCGCAACUUCAGCACGAACCAGAAGCCCACGUCAGAGGAAAUCCUGCUGAUGGCUGAGCAGCUCAACAUGGAGAAGGAGGUGAUUCGCGUUUGGUUCUGCAACCGUAGACAGAAGGAAAAGCGCAUCAACCCGUCCAGCAGCACCACCCCUCCUCUACCCAGCCAGACUUCACCUGUCGUGACGCACAAAGCCCCCUGCUACAGCCCACACAUGAUAUCGAGUCAGGGUCUGUCCCAGGUCACCACCAGCCUCAGCACAACAGGCGCCAGCCCCUCACCUUCAGCAUCCUGCCCCAUGACUCCGGUCAGCUCCGCCACCAUCUCCUCUUCUGCAACUCCGCCUCCUCAUAGCACAGCCAGCCCGGCCCCACCCAACUUUGGGAGCUCAGGGCUCAACACUGGGAACACAAUGAUGGGAGUAAGCACAGGGAUGAACCAGGCCCUCAUUGGCAGUAAUCCCCUGGCUACCAUGCAAGCGCUGGCAGCCAGCGGCGGGCAGCUGUCUCUCUCCAGCCUUGAAGGGGGUCAAGGUCACAUCCUUCUGGGAGGACCUGGGGGCCCCACUGUUUCCUCUUCUCUUCGUCCCUCUCUCUUCCUCAACCGCCCUGGCCUCCUGCCUAUGGUCACCUCCAUGGCGACAACCUCCACACCCACCAUGGGGUUGGUCAGCAGCAGCGCCGGCAGUGGGUGUGGCCUGAGGCCCUCUUUUUGCCAGUCUCCGCCCACUGGCACCAGCAACCUCAUGAGCCCCAGUUUGUGCCAAGAGGAGUCAGUGUCCCCUUGUUCAAGCCCCGCCUCUUUCUGUUCCUUCAGCGAAGCUUCGCCACCCACUUUGGGCGGGACCAUGGCCGACUGAUCGCUGAGUGGCACCCAAAGAGCCUUCUCCGAGCUGGAUGAGGAGGAGGAGGAAGAAGAGCAUCAAUGACGCUUUAAGAAUCUAAAUCUACAACCUCGCCUUUUAACCAAAGCCAUCUCUCUGUCUGCUUCUCCCUGGUUUCGCCUCUCUCUGUGCUCCUCACCACUGAAGUCUUCUGAAGCCAAAAAUUGUACACAGACCGAUGAGGGGGAUGGAGAGGAGAGAGGAGAACUGGAGAAGAUAGAGAGAACUGCUGGGCAAGGGGGACGGACGGACUUGAAAACCAAAUAAUUAACUACAGUUGGAGAAGCGGCACUGAAACGCAUUUUUGCCUAACAGAAAAAAAACGGAUGACUUGCUUUUAGAGGCUGCAGACAACAGAGGAAAAAAAACGAUGAGGUCAGGGAUGAAGACUGUGUGUGAGAAACAGGAGGCGAGGAAAAGACUGACGUGAGCCUGGAUAGUCAUAUGAUGCUUGAGAGGAGGAUGCCUGAUAGGAACACACACUUGUUUGAUGUAAACCAAAAUCUCCAAGAUACCAAAAAACUAAAAACCAAAAAAAGACAACAAACGGAGAGAAAAGCUUUAGUUCCAAAAGACUUUUACUUGUGAUCUGUCCAGCUUUCAUUCAUUGUCAUUUCAUCUAGGAUUGAUUUUUUCCAUUUUUUUAGUCCAAGACUUGCAUCUAUUUUUCUAUUGUUUUGUACUCAUCUUUCAUAGGACGCUUAGUCUGUUACACCUGAACCCAGGAUAUCUACCUCCCUGUCUUAGCCACUUGAGACUGAUCGUCCAACUUUACAGCGGCGGAUCAGUUGACCUCUAUAAUGACAGCCCACAUUAAACAAAGUAACCUAAAAACUAUCUCCUAGGGGGGUCGGUGUCAUUAAUCCCAGGUAAACAUUUAAACAUUUGGGGGUUUGUCGUUUUUUUGUUCAAAUGAAGGAAUUCUUAACCAAAUAUUCAUCUUCAGCAUUCAUCUAAUGUCUGGAAACCAAAGUAUGGACUCACACCAAAGGCAAAGAAUUAUGCUUUCUUUUGCAUUGUUUCCCGUCUUUGAUUUGUUACCACUCAACAUCACGCCAUCUUCCAGACCGCUCAUCUUCUCCCACCAGACAGUCACUCUCGGAUACCAAAGCCUAACCUCUGGCAGCGUUGUCUCUGGAUUCGCCUGGAGACGAGUGUCCAGACAAACCUCAGCAGUGUCAAAGGAGAAACAUACACACACGUCUUGCAAGCUUAACAAAGACCAAAAAAAAAAAAAAAAAAAAAAAAAGAACAAAAGGAGGAGGUGAAACACUGACGUUCCCCAAACUGCCCCCAAACCCUGCCCUCCCUGCAUUCCUCCCAUCUGCCCCUCUCCUUUGUCUCCAAAGAUCACAUCAAAAGGCCAAAAGAGAUGAGGAGGAGAAGGAGUAGCGGUCAGGAGCAGAGGAGCCAACGGUUGGAAUAAGCCUCCGGGAGGGGGGGAAAGCAGGACAAAAGAAGGGGAGAGGCAGGAGCGCUUGAAGCAGCGGACCAAAAAAAACCAAAAAGUCACUCAAAACCAAAAGCUACUUUAACUGCUACUAGUUACUGUAUGAAUGAUUAAACUGUAAGCAAACCAAAUACAAACAAAGAGGGGGAGGGAGCUAGGGAGAAAAGGGGUGAGUAAAGCCCUGUCUGUCCGUAUUUAUCUGUGAUUGCCGUCCUCGUGUCAACAGACAGAAACGCUCCCUCCUUCCCUCCCUCUGCCGACAGCUUUCCUCUCACUUUCCUUUCCUGGACAGAUGGAGUAAGGAAUAACCUCAACAAACUGACUUAAGAAUAUAUAGAUUUUGAUUUUUUUUUUAUUUCCAUUGUGCGUCUGUUCCUGAUGUCUGGGUUCGUCUCAUUGGUUUUUGCUUUUAACGGAGAAUGGGACGUUUUCCCAUGGUGUCUCUUUGAUUGUGCUCCAGGUUUUUAACUUUUGAUUUGCGCUAACAAAAUGUAAAAAUGUAGCUUCCAUGAGAGAAAAAGAUUUUUUUUUAAACUCAUCAGUUUGUUCAGAAUGUUUAACAUUACAAAGCCAAAACUUAAAACCAAAAUCUUUUUUUUUUUUGGUACAAACCAAAUACAGCAACCUGUUGACCAAUGCACAAGCUGUGUGUCAGACUGCGUUCCUGCAUGAGUGCCGAGAUUAAUCCUCCACAGACGAAGCCAACGGGACACAAAAUCCCUGCUUUCACCAUCACACUGAUCUCUCCUCUGUUUGACCCCUUUAGCUCCCAUCACUCUCAUUUGGAUCAGAUCAGAUAAAAAAAAGUUGGAACUUAAAUCUAAAAAUGGAAACACUUGCAAUUCUUGGAACAUCUUCAGCCGCCUGACUGACGAUGAAAACCAGCGUGUUUUAUCGCAAAUGUCCCACUUCUAAAGUUAACUUUUGGGAGAGACGAUCGGAGGGAUUGGAAGAGACGUGAAAGCAAAACCAGCAACAAGCUUUAAGGCAAACUUUACACCAUAAAACAUGUUCAUCCGCUCAUGUUUUAUCCGUUCAUGAUGGUUUGAGAACCCAAAGCUUUAAAACUCUUCACAGGCUCCUUGUUGGGUAAAAAACUUGUAUUUAUUGUGUGAGCAAGGUGUGUGCUUGAUGUGGAAUAUUAUGUCUAUAAUGUCUCUAACCUUAUUUAUUUAUUGAUUCUUAUUUAUGUAUUUAUGGAUUCUAUUUAAGUCCUCUUUGUACUAGCUUUUCAGGGGUAAUAGUGAGGCAGGAAGGUGGUCUUGAGUUCAAGGCGAGAAGAUCUCAGACGAAUGUUGCAGAGCAAACCCAAACCUAACGACUGUUGAAACAGGAGACGGGGAGAUAGGAGGUGGGAAAACCGCGGUGGAGGAACUUCUCAUUAUCAGGUUCAGGUUUCUUCAGACUUUCAUGUCACCUUUACUCACCCCUCAUGUAAAAACGGAUCAAUACUUCUGUUUCCAUAUAAAGAGUUUAUAGUUUUCUCACCAGGUUAUGGUUAAGGUUUCCAACCCCCAGCGGUCACCAAGUUAACAACAAAGAAAAGAAAAAAAAUCACCAACUAUUGAAGUUUUUGUUUUUUUAAACUUUCUUUAGUUCUUUUGAAAUUAAACAAAGUCAAAAGAAGACUAGCUGUUAUUUUAGCAUGUUAGACUCAGUUUUACAUGGCUUUUUGGCCAAGAUGUAGUUGCCUGAAAAGUUUUAUUGAAACCCAAAGCAAGUUAUCUUUUCCAGAUGUGUCAUCAACAUUGACUGUAUGUGAGAACUGGACUGAGUGAGUGUGAUGUCACCCUUAGAAAAGGACUUACUUACAGCUCCAAUGAAUCAAAGUCAAUUCAGUCAGCAUAUUUUCAUAACCUGAACGCCUGCAUGUUGGAACCAGACAAUGUCAGUAAGUAGUUAUUGAGCGGAGUCGGCCUGAGUUAACAUUUUAAUGGCAACCAUUCUCACCAAUCAGGGGUGAGCUUGUUGGAAGUCCACACCCCUAGUAAUUCAAAGCGGGCUCGGGAGAAUCUGUCAAUCAAAUGCUUUGAACCUAUUUUAAUUGAGGCGUCUUGGUCAUUUUAAAACUUUAAUUUAAAAAAAUUGGGAUUAACGGGAUUUUAAAAAGUUAGCAGAUCGAGAAUGGUUAUUCUGAGAAGAAGAAGACUGUUUCCACAAAGAAGUCUAUGGGAUUUUGGCUUCUCAGAACCCGCAGGUAUUUCCUGUUUGGAACACCAUGGGGGAGGGGUCACUCAGUCCAGUUCGCAUAUACAGUCAAUGGUUGUCACCUGUGUCAUCGAGUCGAGCCUCGUUCACUCCAUACAAUAAUGCAUUUGAUUUGAUCUAAACUUUUCCUUUUCCUCCUCUGUAAGUUUUCCCCCUUUUCGUCUCCUCAUUGCGCUUCAUUCUCUCCGUCUUAAUGGAGGGCCGGGGGGGGCUGGACACAUACCUCUGAUCCUCUGAUGAAAAACCAAAUAGAGUCUCAAGCUUUAAUGAAGAAAGACAAAACACAGAAUACAUCAUUUGUCUGAACUCAGGAGUGAGGGGUGUGAAGCUAGCCCUUGCAAGAAUUUCAUGAACCGCUUGUUCCAAUGGCUUUAACCUCCAUGUUUGGGGGUGUUGGGGGUGUUGCUCUUUUUGUGUACUCAUCAUUGCUGUUGAAGGGAGAAAAACAGAAUCCUGUUUACCAGAUUGGACGUGGUGUUUUCAGCGAGUCGCUCAGCACUCGGAUGUGUUCCAGGUUCACUGUGGGGACUGAAAAAAACAAAAAAAAACAACGGAGCGGUGGUCAAAUUAAACGCAACCUAUAUUUCCUGCGUUGGCGUUGUUUGCUCCCACUGCAGUGCAGCUCCGUCUGUAUGUGUGCCUGUGCAGCCUGUGGUGGACCCCGAUUGAUACCAAAGCUAAACCUGCCACAGCGGGACGCUACACUACAAACACAACUCACACACUCAGUCAUUCCAUGUGUAUAUAAGCAUUCAGGGUUCUUGUUCACACUGAUAGUGACAUCCAGCACCUGGGUUUAAUGUAGAUAAACGGCCACACAUAACAGCACUUCAGACAUUGGCAGCUUUUUAAUGAAGUUCUUCUGUGGCUGUGAAAUUUUCUGAACCUCUCAUGUCACCUGGAAACAUAAGAGACUUCUUUUGGCCUUGAUGAAAACAAAAAAAUUCCUGUUAGCA